Molecule: messenger RNA, 1854 nt
Organism: Talaromyces amestolkiae
Lineage: Eukaryota; Fungi; Ascomycota; Eurotiomycetes; Eurotiales; Trichocomaceae
Exons: 3
Coding region: 1-1854 (617 amino acids)
Biological process (GO): DNA-templated transcription
Cellular component (GO): nucleus
Molecular function (GO): DNA binding; zinc ion binding
Source: RefSeq, a predicted model, not a curated record
AUGACUUCGUCACCGCGGAGAAUAGCGGCCAAAGCCAGACAUAUCAACACUACCAGUUCAUCACCACGUGGGCAGAUUCCAUUGACCUCCACACCACAAGUUGAAACAUCUCAUUCUCACAACUUCCAAGGGGCGAAUGGCGACUUCGAUCCUCAGCAUAGUCUGACCGCAAGAGCUCCAAUUGGAAGCUACAAUCUAGAACCAUCAUAUACACAAAUUCUAGGUUCGGAAGAUACACCAUCAAAUUUGAGAGGCAUUGUUGCUGAGACUGGCGAAAACAGCUCACAUAUUAUCAGUCCCGCAGUAGCUGACGAUAGCGAGUUUCUGGAGAGCUAUCUCUCUACUAUACCCGAUGCUGGGCGAACGAGUUUAAUUCGAACGAGUGUGACUGCAAGUCGACCCGUGAGGCCUGUCCUAUUCAGUACGGUACCAAGACGACCACUAGGAGUUUCUUCAAACCAAUCACUUCCGGCUACAAAGUGUGAGAUUAUUGAAAAAUAUCUCGAGCCUGCAGUAAAAGAUGUCGUCAACCUAUUCUUCGAAUAUGCCAACAUAUGCUUCCCUGUGUUCGACGAAGCUUCCUUCAAGGAUGUCUAUUUCACUCACAAAGACAAAAUCUCUCCAGCAUUGCUCAGCAAUCUAUAUGCCAAUGCCUUGAUAUACUGGGACAACUCACCAAAGCUCUCUUCCGUUCGAUCGCCUGAUAUUCGUUAUAUUUGGAACCAGGCCAAUGAAGCGCUUCAUUCUGAGCUUUUCCUGUCUCCUGGAAUAUCGACUGUAAUGGCCAUUAUUCUCAAUGUUUGCGGCAGACCAAGCACUUCUAUAUUUGGGAAUGGAGGAAUGGUUGGGACGGCGGUUGCGUUGUCAAAUGCAUUAGGCUUGAAUCGCGAUCCAUCGAACUGGAAUAUCUCGCCGCUAGAGAAAAGAUUCAGGAUUCGGAUCUGGUGGCUAGUUGUUCUUCAUGAUCGUUGGUGCAGUCUGGCGUACGGCACACCUCUACAGAUUCAUCGCGCACAAUAUGACGUUGCCUUUCCGACAAUAGAUGACCUCUGUACCACAGAUUCCACUCAAGUUGAAACGGCAGCCGCAUCAGUGUUCAUUGCACUUACAACCUUGACCGAAGUCCUCGCUCAAUAUCUCGAGCACGUCUAUAAUGUAUCCAACAUGGAAGAAUUCUCAUCAUCAAAAAUGUCCGCCAUGGAUCUCGAGCGGGCCUUGAAUGAAUGGGAGGAGUCUUUAAGCGACAACAUACGCCGCAUCGUGGUGCGAGGGACGAAUCUCAACGCACCAGGGGCUGCAAAUUUCCGACUUGCCUAUCUUGCCGUCAAGCUCCUACUAAGGCGCCUCCAGCUUGACGCUGACAAACCUUCCUCAGAAACAGUUCAUAAUAGUGACGAUGACUACGGCACAUGCUCACCUUUCUACAUACAAGCGCAAAGAGCUGCUGAAGAAAUCGUCCAUUUGAUGCAGGAAUUAGACGACUCACAUUUCCGUGGGUUCUGGAUACCUGUCAAUGCGUUGUGUUUGACAUCAGCUACUACUUUCUUACUUCGUAGUGCGCUUCGCAAAAGGGGUUCUGCGACAACGUUGAAUGCUCCACUCAAUAUAUCUAGAGAUAUGAUUCAGACACUUCGGUCUCAUCGUCAGAGGUUUUCCUGGGAUCUGGCAGAUGACUGUCUGGCUACUUGUGGCGACUUGGUGGAUAAGAUUACGUCUUAUCCCAACAUGAAUAAUGGGACUAUGUGUGUGGACUUGACAAUGCCAUCUCUACAGGAUUGUGGUGAUAUCAGCCAGUCGGUCUUGGAUGAAUUAUUUGUGGAGUUUCCGGGACUUGUAGAUAGUAUCGGCAUUUAG